Molecule: messenger RNA, 6954 nt
Organism: Frankliniella occidentalis (western flower thrips)
Lineage: Eukaryota; Metazoa; Arthropoda; Insecta; Thysanoptera; Thripidae
Product: sushi, von Willebrand factor type A, EGF and pentraxin domain-containing protein 1
Exons: 35
Coding region: 445-6891 (2148 amino acids)
Biological process (GO): heterophilic cell-cell adhesion; leukocyte tethering or rolling; response to cytokine
Cellular component (GO): external side of plasma membrane
Molecular function (GO): calcium ion binding; oligosaccharide binding; sialic acid binding
Source: RefSeq, a predicted model, not a curated record
CUUUUACAAAACCUUUAAAAACCACCUUGUUCAAACCACUUCAGUAUUUUUACAGCUUUCGUCCAUUUGAAUUCUUAAAAGACGAAAGACGAACAAUAAUUAUUAACAGUUCUCUCCCGUGUGUCCAUUUCGGUAAUCAGUAAUCAAUUUAAAACCACAACGACUUAAUCAAAUUUUGUUGAGUUCUCAGCCAUGUUUUGCCUUCCACACUGAAACGAAUAAAAUUACUUGUUUGUUAUUUGGUCGUUCAGUGUUUGUUUUAUUUUACAUCAUUGCUCUGUCACCGUCUGUGAUUGUUGUUUCCCAAUUUUAUUGAAGGCCUGUUGAACUUUGGACCUCGUGUGCCAUUUUCUAUUCAUCUCUCUAAAGGUGCCUCACUGAAGUUAGUGCUAAACAACCUACCAAGGAGGAUAAAUAUUGUGUUGUUUUAUCACUACUUGUAAAAUGGUCUUGUUUAGCCACACUAAGAAAGAGAACAACCUACUCACCUCAUUUUCUUACAUAUUAUUGAUCUGCUCUGUUAAUGACACAUACUCAUUAAAUUAUGAGGAACUUCAUGAAUUUGAUCAGACCCUAAAUACUACGACCUUGAAGAUAACUGAAACAGAGUUUCAUCAAGCAACAUCACCACUGAAAUCAGCCGAAAACAAAUCUCUUCUGAAUAAGUCUUACAGAGAUAAUAAAGUUGAAGGGCUUGGCCUCAUCCUAAAAAAGAAAGUAGAAAUGCUUCACACUGAAGACACAAAGAAGCUUGAGAUUGUAUUUUUAAUUGAUGCAUCUUCAAGUGUUGGUGACCAAAAUUUCAUCAGUGAACUAAAAUUUAUUAAAAAACUACUUGCUGACUUUUCUAUUUCUGAAAAUGAGACUAGAGCUGCUGUUAUAACAUUUUCUGAUCCAGAUAAAGUGUUUCGCCAUGUGGACCAUAUAUCUGUCCCAUCCUUCGAACUUCACAAAUGCAACAUGCUUCACCAAGACCUUCCUAAUAUUAAAUACUCUGGAGGUUUGACAUAUACUAUAGGAGCACUAAUUGAAGCACAGUCUGUUCUUGAAUGGUCACGCGCUGGAGCUAGAAAAGCCAUCUUCCUGGUUACUGAUGGAUUCUCUAACGGUGGUGAUCCUAUACCAGUUGCUCAAAUCCUAAAGAACAAUGGAACUUUCAUCUUUACUUUUGGAAUUCAAUCAGGCAAUACUGCUGAACUUGAGAACAUAGCAUCCUCACCAAAAGAGGAAUUCUCUUAUUUAGUGGACAGUUUUGAUCAAUUCGAAGCAGUUGGCAGACGUGCACUUCACCAAGAUCUUACUGUUGGUUCUUACCAGUCUUUGAGUGAUGUUUCCCUUUGUCACUUGAUCUGCCCUGAUUCUGAGAAAGAGGAAAAUGGAUGUUGUGACUCACAUGCCCGCUGCUCAUGUGGAACUGGAUCAGGGCAUUAUAGAUGUUUAUGCAAUCCUGGCUACUAUGGUUCGGGAUUAAAGAACUCUUGUUGGCAUUGUCCAAAUGGGACUUAUCAUGAUGGCCAAAGACCAGGAGAUGUAUCUUCAUGUAUAUCAUGUCCAGAUCCAAAUCACAUUACAGUGAUAGGAAAUGCCUCUUCAAAGUCAAGUUGUGUUUGUCAACAAGGAUUUGUUGCUCAAGGGGACUUCUGUAAAGUUAUUACAUGUCCACUCCUAUAUCCACCUGAAAAUGGAUAUUUUGUCAAAGGUGGAAUGUGCCAAAAUGUUUUUAAUGCUGCUUGUGGAAUGAGAUGUAAACCGGGAUACACACUUCAUGGGUCCAGCAUACGUUUGUGUCAGGAAACUGGUACUUGGUCAGGCAAAGCACCAAAAUGUGUUGUGAAAAUGUGUCCAACCCCCGAAAAACCUCAUAAUGGAAGUGUAAGGUGUUCCCUGGAGCCACCAGUGUCUAAUGAUCUCAUGGAUCCAAGAUUUAAAAGAAAUACAACACUUGCCAGUCAAUAUGCAGUUGAUACUGAAUGCCAAUUUACAUGCAAUCCUGGGCACAUCAUUAUUGGAUCAAGAAGACGCACUUGUCUGCCACUAGCAAGAUGGGAUGGCCUACGAACUGUGUGUAAACCUGUUACAUGUCGUCCAUUAACAAAGCCUGUGCAUGGCAAAAUUACUCCUGAAUCUUGCACUGACUCUUCAAAAUUGCCAUUUGGGCAAAAAUGUGAUAUAAGUUGUGACGAAGGCUACAGAUUAGUUGGACCUUUGUCUCGUAAGUGUGCUGGAAAGGGAGGUCUAUGGACAAUGAAAGCUACUCCUAGCAAGUGCAUUGAUGAGCAACCACCUGUUGUGCUUUGUCCUGCCAAUAUUGUAGUUUCAACAGAUUUUGGAGAGGCUUUUGCCACUGUGAUUGUACCUCAACCCACAGUUUAUGAUAACUCUGGAAAGACGCCUAUCACUUGGUCACAACCAACUGUAUCCUCGCCAAUUGCCGUACCAAUUGGGCUUGUUCAAGUAUCCUUUAUAGCUAUGGACCCUAGCCACAAUCAAGCUAUGUGCAAUAUGACAAUCACAGUUCUAGAUAAAGAGCCACCAGUAGUAGACAGCUGCAUUUCACCAGAACCUAUACAUCUUUUUGAGUCAAAAGGCAUCUCGACUGUGAAAUGGAAUGAGCCUGAGUUUCAUGACAACUCAGGAAAAAUUUUCAAGGUGAACACUUCCCCCAUGCUCAAAGAGUUUCCGGUAGGGAAAACUGAAGUCUCAAUCACAGCUUAUGAUGAAUCUGGGAACAACAGUACCUGUGUCCUCGAAGUCAUUGUGGAAGAUAGCGUAUGUAGUCAGAACCCCCCCAACAUUCCAAAUGCGUCAGUUGUCUGCACACAUGAACAGGAGAAAGUCAUUAAUUGCUCCAUGAUAUGCAAAGAAGGAUACGUAUUUGAAAAUAGUUUUGAAGAGACUAAUAAGGCUUUCUUAUCACAAAAUAGUUCUUAUUCUUUUUUAUGCACCGAUGUGCAAAUGCUUGAUCUCCCUCGAUGUGCAGAAGCUGUAUUGCCUAAUAGUGUAUCUCAGAAAGGAGAGGUAGUAUUUAUUGGUGGUGAAGGUGCAUGCAAUAACACUGAAUUAAUUACCAAGUUAAAAUCUGCAGUAGAAUUUGAAUUUUCUAAGAAACUAGAGGAAGUUUGCUUGUCCAGCUCCAACAUAUUAUGUAGCAUUUACAACACCAAUGCAUCAUGUGAAGAAAUUGCAUCUCUUAAGGAAGAGGAAACAAAUAUAAUCCAUCAAGUGAAACGAGAUGUAAAUUCUGACACUAGUAGGUCUGCGCCCUUAAAUUAUCGCCCUUAUCAAAGACUACUGAAACGGGACACAACAUCGUCAUCAUUUCAGGCCAGUAGCAUUAAUGUUCAGUUUGAAGUAGUCGGUCAGCUGCAAAAUACAAUUGAAAAAAAGAUGUUAAAGUCAGAGAUUUUGAGUAACAAUGGUUUUAAUCAGUUAAAGAAGGCUCUGGGUAAAGCCUCAAUUUCAGUUCCUGCAAAUGUGAGGGAAAAAACUUUACAAUGGAAAGGCAAAGGCCCAGUAUUAGUAUGCUCUGAUGGCAGUGUUGUUCACAGUACUGGUAUCUGUGUGAAGUGUCCAACAGGCACCUUCUUUUCAAAUGCUACUCACAAAUGUCUCCCUUGUCCUCUCGGCGAGUAUCAAAAUAUUGAUGGGCAGACAAAAUGUCUUCAGUGUCCUAAGGGCAUGUCCACAAAGUAUGGGGGUUCCCAACAUGUUCAUGAUUGCUUGUAUUUAUGCCAACCAGGAUCAUUUGGACGUAUAUUAAUCUCCAACCCAUCACGAAAUGGAGGUUCUGUUUCUCCAUGUACCCUGUGCCAUCCAGGAACUUACCAACCCAAUUAUGGAGCAACAAGCUGCUUACCCUGUCCAAGUGGACUUCAUCCAUUUAAAAAGGGAUCCAAGAGUGUGAAGGAUUGCUUUCAAUUGUUUGCGAAGAGUGGGAAGGGUGUUUGGCUGCACUCCACAAAUUGUGCUUCUCAUAUGUGUCAGAAUGGUGGAUCAUGUAGGGCCCUGUCACUUGGAUUUGUUACUUGCGACUGUCCAUUCGGCUUUUAUGGUUCAUUUUGUGAAUCUGUUUACUAUCAUUGCAAUUCUAGUCCUUGCUUGAAUGGAGGCCAAUGUGUUCAAAACUAUCCUAUGGGGUAUACCUGCAAGUGUCCUUCUGGAUAUAUUGGCAAAAACUGCGAGGAGGAAAUUGAUGACUGCAGUCCAAAUCCAUGUCUAAACAAUAGUACCUGCGAGGAUCUCAGUGAUGGAUAUUUUUGUGACUGUUCAGAUGGAUUCCGAGGAGCAAACUGUGAAGAGAAUAUUGAUGACUGUGUUAGUAAGCCGUGUGGUGAUAAUGGUCUCUGUGUUGAUGGCAUCUCUAGUUAUACUUGUACUUGUGUUGAUGGAUAUUCUGGUCAAAAUUGUGAGACGGAACCUGUUGACACAUGCCUGGAAAAUAACCCUUGCAUGAAUGGGGCUACAUGUCUUACUACUCCUAAUGGCAUGCACAAAUGCAUUUGUCCAUUUGGAUUUGAAGGAAAUAACUGUGGUAUAAUAGAUAGCUGUUCCUCAUCACCGUGCCUAAAUAAUGGCAUUUGCGUAAAAAAAGGAGUAGGAGGACACAUCUGCAACUGUAAAACAUAUUUCACCGGAGAUGAUUGUGAAACAAGUCUCCUUUCAGAGUUUGUUAUGCAUAUGCAUUCCCCAAGUGUAACAGAUUACGCUAUGGUUGAUUUGCCAUCACAGAAUUUUGACAAGAUUACUGCAUGUAUGUGGCUGCAAUCCAAAGAUGGCUUCAAUUAUGGUACAGCAUUCUCUUAUGCCACCAAGCACCAAUUUAACAUGUUUACAUUAACUGAUUACAAUGGUUUCGUUUUAUAUGUGAAUGGAAAUAAAAUUGUUACCGAUGUUUCUACAAAUGAUGGGUUGUGGCAUCAUGUGUGUGUCACAUGGCAAAGUAAUCUUGGUCUAUGGAGUAUCUACCUUGAUGGUUUUCUCAGCGACUCUGGUGCAAUGUUGUCACCUAACAGUAAAGUGAAUGGUGGUGGAAAGUUUGUUGUAGGGCAGGAGCAAGAUAGUCUUGGCAGCAGUUUCAGUGAAGCUGAGUCACUCAUUGGCAGGAUAUACAGACUGGAUUUGUGGGAUGAAAUUUUAAGUGCAGCAAAAAUCCACCAAAUUGCCAAAGAAUGUCAUCAAAGUUUAGAGGGGUCUCUAAUAAAGUGGACAGACUUCCUGCCUAAUAUUCAUGGUAAUGUUAAGAUCGAAAACUCAACAUUUUGCUUGGAGUGUCCGCAUCCUGAAACUUUGUGGCACGGAACUGUGGCAGUAACCAAUGAUGGUAAUGGAUCUAUUGCAACUUAUGAAUGUGAAAGUGGCUUUGUUAUUCACAAAACAAGUCUGAGAGCUACUAAGAGGCACUGUUUGAAACAAGGUUAUUGGGAGGGUAGUUCCCCAGUGUGCGUGCGACGCAGCUGUGGUUUUCCGGGUAAUUUACCGGGUGGGGUGGUUGUGGGUAACUCGUUCCUUUUCACGGAUAUUGUCACCUAUGCCUGUCAUUUUGGUGCCCAAAUUAUUGGGGACUCUACUCAAACUUGCCAAGCGGAUGGAAAUUGGAGUGGGGUGCCACCUAUUUGCAAAGGUCUUGAGUGCCCAUCAUUAAUUCCUCCCAAAUAUGGAAAAAUCACUGUGGACAGGAAAGUUGGAGGUAUUCGGACUGCUCAGUUUUCAUGUGAAAGUGGGUUCUAUAUUGAUGGAGUUGAAGUUCUUACUUGCAUGUAUGAUGGCACAUGGGAUGAAACAGUUCCUGAUUGCCUUCCUAACAUCUGUCCUUUGCCCCCAAGAAUCCAGCAUGCCAUUCUAAAGCACAAUUUUCUUGAGAAAUUCUCUUUUAUGGACAUAGUUUACUAUGAAUGUGAGAAGGGAUACAUGUUAACUGCUUCCAGUUCUUCUGCCAUAUACUGUAACAAAGAUGGAGAAUGGUGCCCAUUUUUUAAUACUACAACGCAAAACACAAGUGUGAAUUUGCCAAGCUGUGAGGUUCAAAGCUGUGGGAAGCUUGAUGAUAUUCCUAAUGGUAGAUGGCUUCUUAAAAAUGGAACUGCCAUUAAUUCUCAUAAUUAUUCUGGUGACUCUGUUUUGGUUAUGGAAUGUGAAACAAAUUAUGAGAUGUAUGGACCAAAGACCAAGUAUUGUAAAGACAAUGUAUGGUUGCCCUUGGAUAUAACACAGUGUGUUAAAGUUAGUUGUGAUACAGAGGGCCUUCCUUUCGAUGUACCCCACUCUGUCCUUCAUAUUUCUGGGGAAGAAGUUGGAGACUCAGCAACUCUUAGCUGUAAAGAUGGUUAUCAACUCAGUAGAGCAAGCACAGGAGAGAGAUUGAUUGAGGAAUUAUCAGCUGAGAUUGUCCCUAAUAACUCAGUUACAUGGAUGUGCAAUUCUGAGAGUUCUUGGACCAUAAAUACAACUUCUAUGGAUUUUUCAAGCUCUGAAACACUGUUGUUGGCAUGUCUACCUAAAAGAAAAGCGAGUAGCAUCCUGUGCAGUAGACCCAAGGCUCCUUCCUUUGGAUAUUUAUCAACAAAUGAUGCAGAGACAGACAGAGUCGCUGGUACAAUCAUAGCAAUUCAGUGCAGAACUGGAUUUUGGUUAGAUGGUUCAAGAUCAAUUGUUUGUGGAGAAAAUGGACUCUGGCAUGGCUCAGCUGUUUGUAAACCUGUAAAAUGUCGUUCACUACCCCCACAUCAUAAUAUGUUCAUCAUGAGUACUACUGCAGUUGGACAAGAGAUGGAAUUCGGUAACCUGGUGUCAUUUUCAUGUAUUCCUGGAUUUAAAGCACAUGGUGACCUUAGUGUUAGAUGCCAGUCAACUGGCCUCUGGUCGCCAUUAAGAGGUAAAUGCAUAAUGGAGUGAUAAUCUACCACUACAAGUCCUUUGAUAUUGACAGUGGAACCAAAUAUAACAGCAGCAACUGAA